AAUAAAUACUAAACAAAAUAAAAAAUAAAAAAAGGUUCACACUAUUUAUAUGAAACAUCCUUUUCUCCACAAACCCAAGAAAAAAACCAACUCCUCAACCGCAAUGACCAAUCUCAGACCCAACAAAAUCAUCUCCAGUGCCGGAAACUUCUCGUUUCCCGUCCAAACCCGGUCGGCCAAAACCCGCCGGAAAAUCCAGGAAGACGACGACGAAUUCGAAUUCAGGUGCCUCCCGAGCCCGGGUUCUCCGGCCGACCAUUUGUUCUUCAACGGCCGGCUCCUGCCCCACGUUUUCCCGGUCGGACCACGUCACGCGUCGUUUUCCCGGUCGGCGAGCCGGGCCAGCAGGGACUCGCUGACGUCUUCGCGCAGCAACAGCACGAACAGCAGCUGCAGCAGCGCCAGGACCAGCACCAGCGAGUCAUCGUCCAAAAGGGGAAUUUCGUCGAACAGGUUGCGGGCGGGGAGGAGGAUGGGCCCGGUUUACGAUGGGGGCAGCGGCAGGUGGCGGCUGAUCGCGGCGGCGCCGGCGGCGGCAGCUCUGGGGCGCGGUGGCGGGUCGAGACGGCCGCUGAGGCCGGCGGCAGAGGCUCCGGCGGGCGGCGGGAAGGGGAGCUGGUUUGGGGGGAAGGUUUUGAAGUCGUUUGUUUCGGCGUGCAAAGAGUGUCAUGCGAUUAAGACAAACUCAUUACACCUCAAAGAAUUGGGCCAAUCAUUUGGGCGUUCAUGGAGGUAAUAAUAAAGUUAUUUUGAGGUAUGCUCGUUAAACCUUGGAAUAGAAUUGAAAUUGUUCUUCAACUUUGAGACAUUCUUG
Molecule: messenger RNA, 814 nt
Organism: Striga asiatica
Lineage: Eukaryota; Viridiplantae; Streptophyta; Magnoliopsida; Lamiales; Orobanchaceae
Source: the annotation of a GenBank genome assembly